UUUUUUUUUAGGAAAUUAAGUCUCUUUUUAAUGGCAUUGGUGUACUUUAAUCACUUUUUGGUACAUAAAUAUGUAAUUUUAUAGGAGAUCCCCGAUACCAGAUACUAUUUCAGAUGCCGCAGAUUUCCCCCAUAUGGUAUAAUUAUUGUUCCCAAUUAUGUUAUUAACAUAUUCUUAACUGCGGAUAUUAAACAAGGGAACGGAAAAUAUACUGCGCGAGAAGGGAACUUUAAAAAACUAGCCUGUGCUGACUAAUAAUUGGCUUUCUCUUUUUCCCAUUAUCACCUACAUAAAUACGAGAAUAUCUAUUUUACAGAAUGUUGUUAUAAUUCGUUAUUAUAUAAACACAGUAAAUAUAGAAUUCUAAAAAGAUUUUAGUUAUUUGUGUAAAAAAUAAUAUCUUUUUUUUUAGUAUUUUUAUUGUAUUUAUUAUUUUUUUUUAUAUUAUCUUUUUGAAAUUUACAAAUGUACAGAGGUUGGCCUUUUACGGGUUGGGGUUUAGUAAACAUUCCUUCAACGAUCCAAAAAAGGUUGCUCAAAUUCUUGCUUAAGAGAGCCUUGGGUCAAUUUUUAGCUGAGGAUAUAGAUCUUGAUCUUGAUGUUCAACUUAGCCAAGGGUUGCUACGCCUAAAAGAAUUAAAACUCAAUGUAGAGGUUUUGAAUGAUCUCGUCGUUGAUUUACCAGUGGUAAUAACGGACGGCAAAAUUGGUGCUAUCGUCGCUAAUAUUCCUUGGAAAAAUAUAUGGAAUUGUGAUUGUGUAUUGGAGAUUUGCAAUUUACAAAUUACUGUCGUUCCUGAACAUGCUAAACCAAGAAAUGCUAAAUCUACUCCCGAAGAUUCACACAUACUUUCAUCAUCAUUUCAUUUUGCUGGUGAUUUUCUUCGUCAUGAAAGGUUACCUCCUGAAGAGGAUGAAGAACUUCGAAAUUCAAUCUAUCAUUCUUUUCAUAGUAAUAAUAGUAACGCAUUUCCAUCAGAAAGUCAAGAAUUGGGUGGCUCAGGGCUGGAACAAUCAGAAACGUUACCACAACAAUCUUCUAUACCUAGUGACAAUGGUAUAGAAGGUGUUCAAAUUUUGGCACGAUUAAUUGAUAAAUUAAUGUCAAAUGUUAAAAUAAUUUUAAAGGAUACUUGUAUACGACUUUCUCAUCAAUCAACUAUUUCACUUAAUGGAGAUUAUAAUUCAAACAAGAACGAUCAACUUAAGGAAUAUUGUUUCGAGUUAAAAAUUCCAGAAAUUUCUUUUAAAGAUGAAACACCUGGAUUAGAUGAUGAACCUACUCCUCCUAAUGUAUCCGGUUCGGCUAGCGUAACAUUACCACCAGAACAAGCUGAAACUAUAAAAUCCUUUACUAUUACUGGAUUAAAUAUUUGGUUAAAAGAAGUAACAAAUCAAUGGAUUCAUCAACAAUCGUCACAACGACCACAACAAUUAAAUGUACCUAAAACUUUUUCAUAUGGUGGUGAAGAUAGUGGAGACGAAUUUUUUGAUUCACAUUCAAAUGGGUAUGGUUCAGAUAUUGGUUCUGAAAAUGAAGAACAAAAACAAACUAUUCCUUAUGAAGCAAUGAUCUUUUCUUGUUCUGAACAUGAGAAUAUUAUUCGAGUUACAUUAAGUCAAAAUUCUAUUCCUACUAUUCAAUUUGAUGCACAAAAUGCUGCUACAUCAUAUUAUUUGACACAAGAAGCCAUGCAACAAGCUAAGAGCACUCAAUCUUGGAACAUUGAAGGUUUAAUUCAAUCAUUAACUGCAGUGUUAACUCCUAGUCAAGUAUCAUUAAUUGCAGAUUUAGCCGACGCGUUAUCAAGAAGCAAAUCUUCUUCAAGUACUAGACCUCCAAGUAGUACCGAAAGUGAUGAUUUGAAUCAAUUUGAGGAUGCAAAUUAUCGUCCAAUUUCUUCUCCAAUUCAAAAUGAUGAUUUUGAUGAUCUUUUAUAUCAACAUGAACCUAAUAAAAUUAAUUCAACAUCAAUACGAAAUAAAGGUGAUUUAAGAAAUCAUCAAAAAGAAUCAUCAAUAAGUUCACAAGGUCAUUUUAAACCUUAUUAUAUUGAUUCAUCAAAAAAUAAUUUUUAUAAUUUAGAACUUGAUCGUGAAUAUGCUACAAGUUCCUCUGAAAAUUUUUCUUUUGUAAAAUCUAAUAAUUCACCUCCAAAUCAUUACAAAUCAUCUUUAUCUCAUCCUCCUAAUAUUGCCUCUUCUGCAUCAAAUAUUAUAUCUUCUGGGUCAAAUGCAUCUAGCAUGAAAAUUGAUUUUAAAAUUUCUAGUGUUGAACUUUUCAUUUUAUAUCUUGAUCCAUCACCUAAUUUUAUACCUGAAAAAAAAUUCUUCGAUACACGUUUACCUGAAAAUUUAAAUCUUAACCAUAUAAAAAUUAGUAUUGAUGGAUUUUCUUGUUUAUUACAAAGAUGGGAUCCUGAAAAUUUGAUUGAUAAUGGAAAACGACGUGGGAGUGUAUCAAAUAUUAAUUAUCCUCCUAAUUAUCAAAAAAAUUUGGAUAAUGAAGAAUAUUCACGUAUAUUGAUGGAAAUAGCAUUCUCUGAUAUUUCUAUUUUAGAAUGGUUAGAAGAUCCUUUAAGAAACAAAUCCGAAUUUGAAGAUUUAAAAUCUGAAGUUACACUUCCCAAUUUUAAUACCUAUAAUCCUUUAUUAUUUUUUGAUCCUGAACUAUUAAACUUUUAUGAUCCUGAAGAAUCUGAUUUUCCAACUUUUCCAGUAAAAAAUAUGGAUAAAAAUAAAAAUAAAAAUAAUGGUACUAAAAAAAUUGGAAGAGCUACUACUAGAUUUGGUAGAAGCGAUAAUAAUAAUGUUAUCAAGGAUGUCAUUAAAAUAAAGGUUGAGAUUACGAAUCUUUCUAAUGAAGAUACAUUGUCAUCAACUUUAACUCCAUCAAAUGUAUUAAAUUACGAUAUCGCAGUUGAUUUACAACCAGUGCAAUUACACUUUGAUCUUCGAAUAAUCGAUCGAUUGGAGAAUUAUAUACUUGCUCUUUCUAAAUAUGCUAAUAGCGCUUCUCCGGAAGAGACAUCUACCAAACAUAUAUUUAACGAAAAAAACAUAAUUGAUGAUUUGGAUACACAGAGGAUGAAUGAGAAAAAAUCGGAAAAGUUUCAUCUUCGAAUUAAUUGUGAUUUAAUUCGCAUGAUGUUGCACUGUCCAGAUUUGGGUGCUUCUAAUACACAUGAAAUAGUUGAAGAUUAUUGCAUACAUUCUAAUUUAAUGAUUUUCGAUAUAAUAAAUAUUCAUGUUGCGACUGGAGUCACAAAGAGUCCUGGUAUAGAAAAUUACGGUAUUCAACAGCAUUCUGAACCUGAAGGUCGCUCCGGUGACUUACAACAAAAUAGAAUAAAGAUAGAAUGUGGGGGAGUAAAUAUUUUCUUAAAAGAAUCUAAUGAUUCGGACGCUAAAUGUUUUCUUGCUAUGAAACCAUUAACACCAUCAACUCAUCAUCGUUCUAUGGCUCAUAUAUCUCCAAUGUUUCCUAAUGUUGAAAUUACUUAUAGACCUACAAGCGCGGUCAAAAGCAAAUUGCCUUUUAUCGGAGGUAAUGUUCGAUCUUCCCCAUUUUCACAAACUUUUUCAUCAUUUGAAGGAGAAGAUCGUUCCAGUUGGCCAGUAGAAAAUGAAGAGGAAGAAAUAUUGAUGUUCAAGCAAAGAACGAUCGAAAGUUCGUUAUUUGUGAUAAAUUGUAAUUUCCCUCAUACACGUGUUCGACUCACAAAAUCAUCAUUUGAUAUUCUGCAAAUUAUGCUUAAUGAUUUGACAUUAUGGCAACCUAAAAAUAGUGUUGAUGCUAAUGACUUUGAUUCUAAUGAACAAGAUAGUCACUUUAAUAUGGCUGGCAAUUAUCAAUCGGAUUCAAUUUAUGGGAUGAAUUCAUAUAAUUCUGAAAGUUCUGAAAUGAGAAUGAGGUUUGAAGGAGGAAGUUUUAUGGGGUCUCAGUCAAUGCCAUUGAGACCUAGUCUCGCAUCAGUUGUCGUAUUUAUAGCCAAAGUCGAAGUUGUUAUAUUAUAUGAUCCUGAAAAUCCCGAAAAGAAAGCUAGCGAAAAAUCAAAAUCAACACGUAUUUAUCAACUCAACAUGCUAGACUUCAGAUUCUUUAGUGUCAUAAAACACGAAGGAAAGAAUGAUACGUACGUUGUUUUGGAUAAUGAUAAUUUUGAUUAUUUGGAUAUAACAACGCCACAAGAACCAGCACAGAUAUUACGUCGUACAUUAAACAAGGGCAUUAAGACAAAAAACACGCGUCCUAUGAUUUCUAUAAUAAUGCUUAUCUCGCUUGACGUUGUAGCAAACAUGAAAGAAACGAAUUUAACUUUAUCAAUUAAUGGUGUAACUUUACGGCAUUCUCAAGAUACACGAUGGAUAGAUGAUUUGCUUGAAUUCAUUCAAGAACCAGAAAUGAGAAUCUUUGUGGAACUUCCUAGUCAAUUUAUAAAAUUAUCGGUUACAAUAAAUGAUUCUUCAGUAGACUUUAAUCCGAAUAAUAUUCCUGGGCGCGUUAUUGUAGUUCUCGACAGUUUAAAAGCAUCAAGCAAUAUAAUAUCUGGAUCACCAAUGUUUGCUGCAAAAUUAAUCGUUCAAAAUUUGGAUUUGAUGCUUGUUGGCGAUGAUCAAACAAUUCAAGAACGUGCAAUAAAUAAAAGUGGUUCAUCAACUAUUAGCGUUAAAAAAUAUUGGAAGGCUAUCGGAUUCGUUAAAGCUGCAUCACUCGACUUUGCAGAAAUUCAACUUAAAGCAAAUAAAGGAGAAAUUUAUCCAAAUUUUGAGCUCGAGCUUACUAAUGAACACCUUACGAUUGAGACAUGUGCGGAUACAUUCCAAACAUUAUUGAACCUAAUAAAUCAUUUAACUCCAAAGGAGGAGAUUUCCGAAAAAGGACGAAAAGUUCACAUAACAACUGCUGCUAACAGAGGGGAUGAUUCAGACGAGCCUGUAUACAAAAAUAUGUUAGAGAGCUUGGAUAUGGAUGCAUUUAAACAUCCUCUUCCAAAAAAAAAGCCAAGCAAGAGCCCAGCUUCAAAUUUAGAGUUCGUGGAAGAGUAUUACACUAUCGAAGAAAAUGAAUCAGAUGAACAAGAUACUCAUCUUUUUGAUAAUGCAGUCAUAUUUGACAAUACCGAAGACGUAAUAGUUAGGAGUUCUAAAGCUUCGGAAUCACGUGACGAUAUGAUCAAAAGUUUGGAUUCAGAACCUCUAAAUUUUUCAGAAAAUCAUUUUGCUGUACCCAGUGCAAGCGAACUUGAUGAUUCUUCUAUUCAAGAGAUACCAAAUAGUUUGACUAGGAUUAAACUACGAGACUUUAAUCUUGUAUGGAAAUUAUAUGAUGGUUAUGAUUGGGAACAAAGUAAAAAUGAAGUAAUGAAUGCCUAUGCGCGUGCAAAAGCUCAUGGAAAUGUUGGGGGGUCAGGUUCUUUAAUUGGAGAAACAAGCAGUAAUUCUUUAGAAACAGAUUCUAAUAGCCUUCUCGAACGUUUCUUGGGAUCAUCACCUUUUAAUAAAAACUCAGAUUUUGAUGUUACAUCCCAAACUGGCUCUGAAGUCGAUUAUAUAGACGAUCAUAGUGACACUGCCAGUCAAGUCAGUUCGCGAUUGGGAUCUGAAAAUACAAAUAUUCGAGAGGGCAAACGACCCGAACAUUCUAGUCGUAGAUUAAAUCGUUCGAAAUCUAGCAAGCUUGACAUAAAACUUGAAAAAGUAAAUUUAGAUAUUGAUAUCUUUCCUAAUGACAAUAUAUUGGCUUUUAGGUUGUUGCUUCUUAUCAGAGAUGUAGAAAUUUUAGAUAAUAUAAAAACAUCAGCGUGGCACAAAUUUUUGUCUCAUAUGCGACCAGAUAAUGAUACAAGCCCACGCGAAAGUAAAUCAAAUAUGGUUAGGAUAGAAUUAAAUAGUGUUCGUCCCACGCCGACUGAUUCUUUGGAAGAAUUACGAUUAAAGGCACGAUUUUUGCCUUUAAGGUUUUAUAUUGAUCAAGAUGCUCUUCAAUUUAUAAUCCAAUUCUUUUCUUUUCAAGAUUCUACUAUUGAAAAACCUCCGAAAGCUGAUGAUAAUACUUAUUUUCAAUCUAUCGAGAUACAUCCUAUUAAAAUGAAGAUUGAUUAUAAGCCUAAACAUAUUGAUUAUGCUAACCUGAAGGAAGGUAAUUUGGUUGAAUUAAUGAAUUUCUUUCAUUUUGAAGCUGCGGAAAUGACAUUAAAUAAUGUUAAGUUAACGGGGGUUAAAGGAUGGCAACGACUAGCUGAAGAGUUGGGUGCGGCAUGGUUACCACAUAUAAAGAGCACACAAGUACCCAAUGUAGUAUCCGGUGUAGCUCCAAUACGUUCAUUAGUUAAUUUAGGUUCCGGUGUCGCUGAUCUUAUUUUAUUACCAAUUGAACAAUAUAAGAAAGAUGGUAGAGUUAUUCGAGGAUUACAAAAAGGAACACAGUCUUUUGCUCGAGCUACAACUAUGGAAGCAAUCAAAUUUGGUACUAAACUUGCGGUUGGAACACAAAUUUUACUCGAACAUGCGGAUGAAAUUCUCUCUUUUGAAUCUCAAACUAGUACUGAAAACAGAAAUAAUUCAAGUAACACUACAAUAGGUACCGUAGAAGAGGAGUUUGAUAGCGAUGAUGAAAACACUAAAGAAUUAAUUAGCAAAUAUGCUAAUCAGCCAGCAGAUUUAAAUGAAGGUAUCGAGAAAGCAUAUAAGAGUUUACGAACAAAUAUAGGUACUGCUGCUCAUACAAUUUUUGCUGUACCUAUGGAAGUAUAUGAAAAGACUGGAACUCAAGGAACAGUAAGAGCCGUGAUACGAGCCGUUCCAGUUGCUGUUUUGAAACCUAUGAUUGGGGCUACUGAAGCUGUAUCACAAACUUUACUCGGGUUACGAAAUUCGAUCGAUCCCAAUAAGAAAUUACAAACGGAAGAUAAAUAUAAGAAACGAUGAAUUAGUUUUAGAAUUGUUAAGAUUCACUAUUUCAUAAACUUUCUUUAGAAUGUAAAUUUUUGUUUUUUUUGGAUAAUAAUUCUGGAUAAUUUACAUUUUGAAUGAAGUAUAGGUUACUUUACACAUUCUUUAAUAUUACAUAUUUACUUUUUUUUUACUUUAU
Molecule: messenger RNA, 7093 nt
Organism: Rhizophagus irregularis DAOM 181602=DAOM 197198
Lineage: Eukaryota; Fungi; Glomeromycota; Glomeromycetes; Glomerales; Glomeraceae
Biological process (GO): autophagosome assembly; piecemeal microautophagy of the nucleus; reticulophagy
Cellular component (GO): phagophore assembly site
Molecular function (GO): phosphatidylinositol-3-phosphate binding
Source: RefSeq, a predicted model, not a curated record